Linum trigynum is the source of this 369-nucleotide messenger RNA. NCBI's taxonomy places the organism in Eukaryota, Viridiplantae, Streptophyta, Magnoliopsida, Malpighiales, Linaceae. The record is from the annotation of a GenBank genome assembly.
AUGGCGGCGAUGACCUCGUCGGCCUCAUCCUUGCUGGUUGGUGAGGGAAGACCACCUGAUCCAAUAGCAGGGAGUCUACGCCCACUUGAGGUGUCAUCCUCGUCGGACGAGAAAAAAGAUAGAGAAUCGCAACACCCAAAAAAGCGUGUACUUCAGCUAGAGUUGAUUAAUGAUCAGAAUUUGAGAUACGAGGUUAUAGUGGAGGAUAUAAUGGAAGACGAGAUGAGGCGGAGGAAGACGGCGGGACUACUGGUGCAACGGACCCAAAACCUCAGGAUGGCUCAGGAUCCAACCCUACACAGUUUCAACGGGCUCCGGCUUGGGGGCGAGGAAGAAGAAACUUUUUGCCGAGGAUGUCAAGGAAACUAA